Messenger RNA from Periconia digitata, 1329 nucleotides. The record is from the annotation of a GenBank genome assembly. Lineage: Eukaryota; Fungi; Ascomycota; Dothideomycetes; Pleosporales; Periconiaceae.
UGCGCAAACAUGAAACUGUGCAUCGUGACAGUUGUUCGGAAAGUUGAUCGGGCUGAGGCCUGGUAACAGAGCAAACGCACACCCAGCUGUGCUGUGAAUCUCCGCGGAAAGGUAAGUAUGCAACCAAGGGCUGUCCCUGCGUGUCCGGCGUGAAGAGGACGCAGGCCGACGGGAAGCCAGCGCGUGUGGCUGUGCGCGGGUUUGUUGAUCGAUUGAAGAUCAAAAUUGGGGAUAUGGGUUUUUGCUGCAGGCGACGGGCAAAUUCAGAUGCCGGUGAUGGAAUUCCCGCUGAUGCCCGAAGGCCCCACCCAGAUCCCUCCAGGCAGCAGGUCAAAACAGGUACAUUAUUCAAUAGCCAUGGUUUUUGCGUGAGAAUUGGGUUUCGUGCAUCGUGAAACAGAGCAUGUGAGCAGAAAUAAAAGUCCGCGAUGCUGCAAUGCUGUGACGUCACAGGCUAAUGCCCCGCCGCUAUUGGCGGGGUGUCUCCACGUGACUGCGCUGCCGAGGGGCUGGAUCGUGAUCGCGCGCGCUACAGUCGCGAUUGCGCCUUUCACUUGCAACGUACGUAUACCUGACGUCACACUCUGUUUGUGCCUUCCUCUCCCCUCCACCCCCACUACAUAAACUCUCCCGCUGCACCCCUCUCUGUCUUCUUCCACACAACUCAACCACAACACUUCCUCACUACAACAACUUCCAACUCUUUUUCCAACUCCUCCAAACCAACCAACCAUCAACAUGUCUGCUCCCAACGUUGACAAGCCUAACGAGGGCCUCGUCGGCCAGAUCUCCAACUCUGUCACCAACGCCGCCAACUACGUCUCUGAGACCAUCCAGGGCAAGGGCGCCGAGGCUUCCAAGGAGGCCAACAAGGAGCAAGCCAAGGGCAACGCCGGUGACACCACCCUCGGUGGCCGCGCCUCCGGUGCGCUCGGUGCCGCUUCCGACAAGCUCGACCAGCACAAGCACGAGACCUCCUCCAAGGCCAACAAGGAGGGCAUCUAAACGUCUCACCCCUUCAAUCACCUCCAACCACCACUUCAUCGACGGAUAAUACCUCUCGAAUAUAAGCAUGUGGGCCGGGAUUCUUCUCUUGGUUUUCUCUCAGGCAGGGCGGAUGGUUUCUUCAUGAGUUAUGAUAUCACGGCGGAUUAUUGCCAGCACUGGCAAGCCAUUAUACCUGUAAUCAAUACCUACUGAACACGAUUCCCUUCUAUGAAUUGUAUGAAAGACUUGUUCUUCCAACCUCCUGAAGUGAUUUGACUGUGAUGCUUUGCCGCGAAUUACUUUAUGCCGUCCUCCAAGCUGCCAGUUCUGGUCCGGCUUCCC